Aspergillus aculeatinus CBS 121060 is the source of this 2481-nucleotide messenger RNA. Its product is annotated as MFS general substrate transporter. The record is from RefSeq and is a predicted model, not a curated record. Gene Ontology annotation, molecular function: transmembrane transporter activity. Bases 1 to 2481 code for a protein of 826 amino acids. Gene Ontology annotation, biological process: transmembrane transport. Gene Ontology annotation, cellular component: membrane. Lineage: Eukaryota; Fungi; Ascomycota; Eurotiomycetes; Eurotiales; Aspergillaceae. The transcript is spliced from 11 exons.
AUGACAGACACCAAAGAGGAAAAGCUGGCCGCCGUCGACUACGGCCUCGGCGAUCUGCACGAUGACUUAGCCUUGUUGCGUCGGAUCGACUGGCGUAUCCUGCCGACCAUGUUCUUGACCUACUUGCUGCAGUUUCUGGACAAGGUGGCUUUGAAUUAUGCCAACGUGAUGGGGAUGCAGGAUGAUCUCGGGAUGCAGGGCAAUGACUUCUCCUGGCUGGCUACGGGGUUCUUCAUCGCUUAUGCGGUUGCUGAGAUUCCUCAAGGCUUCCUCCUGCAACGAUACCCGGUUACCAAGGUUCUCGGGGGCAAUAUUCUUUGCUGGGGAGUGCUCUUGUGCUGUUCGGCCGCGGCGCAGAAUUUCGCCGGGAUGAUGUCGCUGCGAGUGCUUCUCGGUGCGCUGGAGGCGGUCAUUGCCCCCGCUCUGACAAUGUACACCAGCAUGUGGUACACGCGCGCCGAGUCGACUCCGCGAUACGGUCUCUGGUACUGCGGCCUAGGCACCGGCCAGAUACUCGGCGGGCUGAUCUCCUUCGCGGCGCAGCAUACCGCGCCCACGCUCGCCUUCCACGGGUGGCGGAUCAUGUUCGUGGUCAUUGGGGGAGUGAACGUUCUCGCGGCGCUGCUGGUCCUCCUCGUACUCCCGGCCACUCCGGCCGCGGCGGGGUUCCUGAGCCCCAGCGACAAGGAGCGCGUAGCGCAGCGGCUGCAACAGGAGCAGGUCAGUGGCACGGAGGGCGAGAGGGGCUUGCGCCCGAGGUCGUUCCUGGAAGCAUGCGGAGAUUUGCAAACGGCCCUGCUCGUCCUCCUGACCAUCCUGAUCACCAUCCCCAGCGGCGUCAUCACCACCUUCUCCUCCAUUCUGAUCAAGGAGUUCGGGUACAACUCUAAGGAAAGCGCCCUGCUGAACAUGCCCUCCGGGGUGGUCAGCAUCGUGGCGACCAUGGGAUCCACCCUGGCUAUUGCCCGGGGCUACUCCCGGUGGCUGGCGAUCAAUCUCCUCCUGCUGCCCACCUUGCUGGGCGCGUGUUUGAUGUCUUUCCUGCCGUCUUCGAAUCAGGCCGGUUGUCUGGCGGGUAUAUACCUGGUGAACACGACUGUCGCGCCACUAGCUCUGAUUUUCGCAUGGACCGGUGCGAACUACAAGGGCUACGGUAUGAAGGUGGCGGGGAGUACGCUCGUCUCGGCCGGGUUCAGCAUCGCCAACAUCAUCGGCCCGCAGACCUUCCAAGCCCGCGACGCUCCAGGGUACAUUCCCGCCAAGAUCACGAUCGUUGCCGUCAAUGCCGGUGCCAUUGUCAUCUCCACCACGCUGCGGGGGGUAUACGGCCGUCGGAACGCGCGGGCAGAGCGAUUGGGUCAGGCUGCAGGCAGUCACAUGGAGCGACGUCUAGAGGAGGCUGGAGUUAGGGCUGGGGGGGAGGGGGAUGCAUGGCCCGAAAUGUAUAAUGACAUCACCGGAGCCAACGGCUUCAUCGCCGCGCACUGCAUCGCCGCCCUGCUGCGCGCCGGCCACUCCGUCCGCGGAACAGUGCGCACUACCCAGAAAGCCAGCGCCACUGUCGCUGCCCUGCUCGCCGCCGGGGUCGCCCCGCUGGACCGGCUGGAAAUCGUCGUGGUGGCCGAUCCCACUGACCUGCAGCAAUUCGCUCCCGCGGCGGCAGACUGCGACGCCAUCCUGCACCUCGCCUCGGCCUUCACCUACGACGCGCACCCGGGGCAAUUCGAGCAGCGACUCCUGCUCCCAGCGAUCCAGGGCACGACUGUCGCGUGCGAGGCGGCACACCGUUUUGCGACCGUGCGGAAGUUGGUGAUCAUGUCCUCGUUCGCGGCUGUCUACGACGCGGCGCAGGGCUUGCAGCCUGGACGGGUAUACACAGAGGAGGACUGGAGUCCGUUAGGGUAUGAGGAGGGACGGGACACGGGGAAUGUGGCCAUCGCAUACCGCGCAUCCAAGGUCCUCGCCGAACGGGCCGCCUGGACGUACGUGAAGGAGCACGCGGUGGACUUCCAGCUCGUGACGCUGUGUCCUGGAAUGGUGUUUGGGGAAAUGAUCCAUCCGAUAGCCUCGCUGGCGCAGCUGAACGCCAGUAAUCGCAUUGUUUGGGAGGUGGCGCAGGGGGGACGCGAGGCACUCCCGCCGACCAAGGCUCCGGUCUGGGUAGAUGUGCAGGACCUGGCCGACACCUGUCUCCGCGCGUUGACGACAACCCUCUCCUCGCACCAACGGUUCCUGGUCACCGAAGGGGCGUACGACACGCAGGAGAUCGCGGAUGUACUGCGCGAGGCCAUUCCCGCCGCCCGAGAGCGUGUUGCGGUGGGCAGUCCGGGGCAUCGGAUACGGGACAGCCAUUACGCUUGCGAUGCUGGGAAGGUGAAGCAGAUGCUCGGGGUCCGGUUUCGGGGUCUGCGCGAGUCGAUUGUUCCUUUGGUUGAGCAAUUGUAUGCGAUGGAAGCUGCUGAGGGGGAUGUGGAGUCAUAG